AUGGAAACAAAAGACCACGAAGCAACACAUAGCCCACAACAAUCUAUCCAAUUAUCUUCUAGCACAGUACAACAGGAUCAAAAUCAGAAAGGGCAACCACUGCAGCAGCAGCAGCAGCAGGAGGAUGAGCAGCAGCCUCAGAAGUACCAAACAGACAAUAUUAGAGUUCCUUCUCAGCUUCCGUCAAACUAUGAUUUCACCACCACUACCGAGACCAUAUCUAGCUCGUAUGUAAUGCCGCUGAGCAAUAUACAAGGUAAUUCUCAAUACCAAAAACAACAUUUCUCCACUGAUCCUGUACCGUCACCAGUACCACAUCAAUUUAGUUACCCAGGCUCAGCGGUAUCACAAGCGCCACCACAAUCAUCAGCUCCACCGCCACAAUCACAUUCAAUACCCCUGUAUCAUCAAUAUUUUGGACAGAGUUUACCGAAUGAUCAGCUACAAUUACAUUCUUCAGUUCAUGAACCAAGAAAUACCCAUUUAUCGUUAAAUUCUACAAGACCCUACUAUUCUUCAAUUUCACAGCCACAACCACCGCCACCACCACCUCCAGCACCACAACGUCUACCAUCACUACCGACAUAUUCAAUGCCUGAAACCGAGUCCCAACAACAACACUAUGUUUGGUCCACUCAGGACAGUCAAUCUCAUCACCAUCAAGUACCACCUUCUGCAAUUACUACUGAUAGUUCCACUGCUUCUACUACCACUCGUAAUACUAUGCCUUUUCAAGUUUCCACCAACAUUGAUAUCAACCGAUUCCCUGACGUGACGUCAUUGGUCAACUCGAAUGCCAAUAUUGUUGUUCCAUUAGUUGAGAGUCGAUUUGUUGAUGCUAAAAUCUGUACUAUUUGCGGGAAAAGAAUCACUAGAGACAUGUCACGACACUUGAGGACCCAUCAAGUAGAAGCUCGUUUCCAUUGUGUUUUUCCCAAACGUCAAUGUCGUCAUAAACUGGGGAAAUUCAAUCGACCAUAUGAUUUCAAGAAACAUUUAUUGAAUCGUCAUUUCAUAUUUGAUGAUUCAGCAAUUAAACGAUUACAUAACUUGAGUGAUAAAUUAGAUCAUUGGGGGAUGUGUCCUUGUGGCUUAAGAUUUACUGGUAAAGAUUGGUUAAAUGACCAUAUUUUAACUAAUGAUCGUACAAAAAAAUGCCGCUUAGUUGAGUGA
Messenger RNA from Candida albicans SC5314, 1173 nucleotides. RefSeq lists its product as uncharacterized. NCBI's taxonomy places the organism in Eukaryota, Fungi, Ascomycota, Pichiomycetes, Serinales, Debaryomycetaceae. The transcript has a single exon. The coding region runs from base 1 to 1173 and encodes 390 amino acids. The record is from RefSeq and is a predicted model, not a curated record.